GACUGAUGGCCCAUGGCCCCUUUUAACCACGUCAGACGGCACUGAGACGCCUAGGUGGGCAAGCCGUGUGUCUGUGUCUGUGUCUGUCAGUGAGGGUACUAUCAUAUCCCCCGGCGUCUAAGCGGCAAAUUGGGGCUAAAACGUCACCACCACGAGGGCCUGUAAACCGCUAGAGCACGUCCGAUAACCCCACCAGUCGCUGGAGCUUUUCUUUCCACUCAUCACGCCCUACCCGUAGCUUCCCUUCUUCCCUCAAGAUCCCCCUUCCACCUCUGACUCUCAUUGCCCAUCACAGCCCUUAAUUGAGCUGUGACCUCGCGACCGCGCCUCCCGCAGAGCGAUUGCACACCGAACCACACCAUGGCCGACACAGUUAUCCAGCCUCAACAUGAGGAGGUCAAUGCCGGAAACAUGGAGCUCAAGGACAACACUAUCAUUGUUGUUCUCGGCGCCUCUGGUGAUUUAGCCAAGAAGAAGACUUUCCCAGCUCUCUUCGGUCUUCACCGAAACAACUUCCUCCCCAAGAACAUCAGCAUCGUCGGAUAUGCGCGCACCAAGAUGGACCACGAGGAAUACCUCAAGCGCGUCAAGUCGUACAUCAAGACCCCCACAAAGGACUUGGAGAAGCAGUUGGACGAAUUCUGCAACUUCUGUACCUAUGUCUCGGGUCAAUACGACCAGGACGACUCAUUCAUCCAGCUCGAGAAGCAUAUGCAAGAGAUUGAAAAGGGCCGCAAGGAGACCAACCGCGUCUUCUACAUGGCUCUUCCUCCCAGUGUCUUCAUCACAGUUUCUCAGCACUUGAAGCGAAAUUGCUACCCGAAGAGCGGCAUUGCCCGCGUCAUUGUCGAGAAGCCAUUCGGCAAGGAUCUCCCAAGUUCAAGAGAGUUGCAAAAGGCAUUGGCUCCAGACUGGUCUGAAGAUGAGCUCUACCGAAUUGACCACUACCUGGGUAAGGAGAUGGUCAAGAACAUUCUCAUUCUCCGAUUCGGUAACGAGUUCUUUGGCGCAACCUGGAACAGGAACCACAUCGAUAACGUUCAGAUUACCUUUAAGGAGCCUUUUGGCACCGAAGGACGAGGAGGUUACUUUGACGAGUUUGGCAUCAUCCGAGAUGUCAUGCAGAACCACUUGCUGCAAGUACUGACACUCCUUGCUAUGGAGCGACCAAUUUCCUUCUCAGCAGAAGAUAUUCGUGACGAAAAGGUGCGUGUCCUCCGUGGCAUGGCCUCCAUCGAGCCCAAGAAUGUCAUCAUCGGACAAUACGGAAAGUCGCUGGAUGGUACGAAGCCGGGCUACAAGGAGGAUGACACCGUGCCCAAGGACUCGCGAUGCCCCACCUUCGCCUCCAUGGUCGCUUACAUCAAAAACGAGAGGUGGGACGGCGUGCCCUUCAUCCUCAAGGCUGGAAAGGCGCUCAACGAGCAAAAGACCGAGGUCCGCAUCCAGUUCAAAGACGUUACUUCGGGUAUUUUCAAGGACAUUCCCCGUAAUGAGCUUGUCAUCCGAGUGCAGCCCAACGAGAGUGUCUACAUUAAGAUGAACUCCAAGCUGCCCGGUCUCAGCAUGCAGACCGUUGUCACAGAGCUUGAUCUUACCUACAGGCGGCGAUUUUCCGACCUGAAGAUCCCAGAGGCAUACGAAUCGCUUAUUCUCGACGCGCUCAAGGGCGACCACUCCAACUUUGUUCGUGACGAUGAGCUCGAUGCCAGCUGGAGGAUCUUCACUCCUCUGCUGCACUAUCUGGAUGACAACAAGGAGAUCAUUCCCAUGGAGUACCCAUACGGCUCUCGUGGUCCUGCCGUAUUGGAUGACUUUACUUCUUCUUACGGAUACAAGUUCAGCGACGCAGCAGGAUACCAAUGGCCAAUGAAUGAGCAGAAGUUGUAGAAGACUGCUGGUGACUAUGUUUGAAAGCGGCAACGAAUUGCGCCCUCUUGGUGUAUUGAUCGGCCUUGGCAGUCUUUCCAUGCAGAAAUACAAGUAGCUGAAUAGAUAAUGAAUGCGACGACGUCUUUAUGUCGCAAAGCACUAUGCCUACAUAAUGAGUGACUGUUUGUAGCGCGUCUGUUGCU
Bipolaris sorokiniana ND90Pr is the source of this 2075-nucleotide messenger RNA. RefSeq lists its product as uncharacterized. Gene Ontology annotation, cellular component: cytosol. NCBI's taxonomy places the organism in Eukaryota, Fungi, Ascomycota, Dothideomycetes, Pleosporales, Pleosporaceae. The record is from RefSeq and is a predicted model, not a curated record. The coding region runs from base 361 to 1890 and encodes 509 amino acids. Gene Ontology annotation, molecular function: NADP binding; glucose-6-phosphate dehydrogenase activity. Gene Ontology annotation, biological process: glucose metabolic process; pentose-phosphate shunt, oxidative branch. The transcript has 9 exons.